AGACUUGAGCGUCCAAGCGACUUAGUUGGUUACUGCAUGUCAAGACGAAAUCAAAACAAAAACUUUCCGCAGACAAAUUAAUUGAAAAGAAUGACUGCUGAACAAAAAGCAGAGGAAGCAGUGGAUGCCCUGUACCAUUAUAAGGAUCACUACCUUGAAAUCAAUGGCAAGGAGAAGGGACAUCAAAAGAAUGAUGAUGUCCAAAAGAAGAUGCAGUCAACAUUAGAAUAUUUAGAAAGUUUAAAUGAUGAAAUAACCAACAGAGCAGUAUAUUUCAUGCUGAAGGGUAAGAUUCUGAAUGUUCUACCUGUUCAUGACCCAAAUGCAGAGGAAGCUUUGUCCAAAGCGGUCAAAUUGGAUCCCAAACUUGUUGGUGCAUGGAAUCAGCUUGGCGAGUGUUACUGGAAAAGUGGCAACAUAAAUUCUUCAAUCAACAGCUUUUCUGGAGCCCUUAAUCAUUCGAAAAACAAGGUGUCACUGCGUAACUUGUCAAUGGUGCUGCGACAGAUGCCAGGCUCACAGGCACAGAGGUUAAAGAUGGUCCAGGAAAGUCUAGACAAAGCUAAAGAGGCUGUGCAACUGGACGUCAAUGAUGGAAUAUCUUGGAUGAUUCUAGCAAAUGCUCACCUGUCCAUAUUCUUCGCCAGCGGAGUACAGAACCCAGAGUCACUGACACAAUGUAUGAAGGCUUACAAACAAGCUGAGAAAGAUCCUGUGGCCAGGACUAACGCUGAUCUCCAUUACAACAGAGCGAUGGCAUAUAAAUACCAGGAGGAGUACCAGUCAGCACUGGAUGGGUUUGAUUCUGCAGCAUGGAUGGACCCGUCAUGGCCAGAACCCCGAAUAAAAGAACAAGAAUUGAUGUCAUUCCUACGAAAAACAACUGAGCUUACCGAAACAAAAGGAAAAUUAAAAGGAAAAAAACUCUCUGCAAUGGUUGAGAAGCUAAAGGAGGCUGAUUUAGGUCCCUACAGUGGAGGCAGCUAUACCAGUCAGAAGGGCAAGGUCAUCACACUCAACAAGUGUCCAUUCAGUGAACUUGUUCCUGGCAAGGUCAACCAUCAGAAAGUUAUACUCGGAAGGGUUGUGUGUUCUGUGUCCUGGGAAGACCCAGUACCAUUUACAUUUUGUAUGGUAGAUGAGGCAGGCACAUGUAUAGCUGUCAAUGUGUAUAAUAUUGCCCAGGGAGCUGGUGUCAAAGUGUGGGAUUCUGUAGCGAUUCCAGAGCCUUUCCUCCAGGAGGUCAAAGUUAAUCACAAGGACCUUACGUUAGAUUAUACCAGUAUCCGAGUGGACACACCAGUGGUAUUAGUGGUCAAUGGCCGUAAACUUGGACUGGACAAACAGGCUCCGACAAUGUUAGUGAACAGAGUUUGUGAUGCUUAAGUGACCACCAUGUCUUUUUAACAUACUUGUAAAUCACAAACGAAGAUUGCAAAUGUGAGAAUGUGUGAACGCUACUGGUAUAUACAUGUACUGUAUAUAGAACAGAUUUCAAAACGAGGGAUUCAUACAAAGACAAGAAACACAUAUACAAAGGAGGUCCUUCACAAAUCUGACACUGUCGUGAAUCUUAAAGAAGAUCUGAUUAUAUUGUUGAAUGUAAUUUUAAGGGAAUUUGAAAAUGUUCAAAUUCGCCAA
This is a messenger RNA of Pecten maximus, 1641 nucleotides long. Its product is annotated as tetratricopeptide repeat protein 5-like. The transcript has 10 exons. Gene Ontology annotation, molecular function: protein binding. Bases 91 to 1386 code for a protein of 431 amino acids. Lineage: Eukaryota; Metazoa; Mollusca; Bivalvia; Pectinida; Pectinidae. The record is from RefSeq and is a predicted model, not a curated record.